Molecule: messenger RNA, 2476 nt
Organism: Elephantulus edwardii (Cape elephant shrew)
Lineage: Eukaryota; Metazoa; Chordata; Mammalia; Macroscelidea; Macroscelididae
Gene: SLC2A13
Product: solute carrier family 2 (facilitated glucose transporter), member 13
Exons: 10
Coding region: 44-1990 (648 amino acids)
Biological process (GO): transmembrane transport
Cellular component (GO): membrane
Molecular function (GO): myo-inositol:proton symporter activity
Source: RefSeq, a predicted model, not a curated record
CCGCGCAGCCUCGUCCCCCCGGGCAGCCCCGGGCCCCUGCCCUAUGUCCCGCAAAGCGAGCGAGAAUGUGGAGUACACGCUGCGGAGCCUGAGCAGCCUGAUGGGCGAGCGGCGCAGGAAGCAGCAGGAGCCGGACGCGGCGAGCGCGGCUGGGGAGCGCAGCCUGCUGGCGGCCGCCGAGUCCACCAGCAGCCUGCAGAGCGGCGCGGGCGCGGGCGGCAGCGUCGGGGACCUGGAGCGCGCGGCGCGGCGGCAGUUCCAGCAGGACGAGACCCCCGCCUUCGUCUACGUGGUGGCCGUCUUCUCGGCGCUCGGCGGCUUCCUGUUCGGCUAUGACACCGGGGUGGUGUCAGGGGCCAUGCUGCUGCUCAAGCGACAGCUCAGCCUGGACGCGCUGUGGCAGGAGCUGCUCGUGUCCAGCACGGUGGGGGCGGCCGCCGUCUCGGCGCUGGCCGGGGGGGUCCUCAACGGCGUCUUCGGCCGCCGUGCCGCCAUCCUCCUGGCCAGUGCCCUCUUCACCGCCGGCUCCGCGGUGCUGGCCGCGGCCAACAACAAGGAGACGCUGCUCGCCGGUCGCCUGGUCGUGGGACUCGGCAUCGGCAUUGCUUCUAUGACGGUACCAGUGUACAUCGCUGAAGUUUCACCCCCCAAUUUGAGAGGCAGAUUAGUCACCAUUAAUACGCUCUUUAUCACUGGAGGACAGUUCUUUGCAAGUGUUGUUGAUGGAGCCUUCAGUUAUCUACAAAAGGAUGGAUGGAGGUAUAUGUUGGGUCUUGCGGCAAUCCCAGCUGUUAUACAGUUUUUUGGCUUUCUGUUUCUACCUGAAAGCCCUCGCUGGCUUAUUCAGAAAGGGCAAACUCAGAAAGCCCGUCGAAUUUUAUCUCAGAUGCGUGGUAACCAGACCAUUGAUGAGGAAUAUGACAGCAUCAAAAACAACAUUGAAGAAGAGGAAAAAGAGAUUGGCUCAGCUGGACCUGUGAUCUGCAGAAUGCUGAGUUAUCCCCCAACUCGCCGAGCUUUAAUUGUGGGUUGUGGCCUACAAAUGUUCCAACAGCUCUCAGGCAUUAACACCAUCAUGUACUACAGUGCAACUAUUCUGCAGAUGUCUGGUGUUGAAGAUGAUAGACUUGCAAUAUGGUUGGCUUCUAUUACAGCCUUCACAAAUUUCAUUUUCACACUCGUGGGAGUCUGGCUUGUUGAGAGAGUGGGUCGCAGAAUGCUUACCCUGGGUAGUUUAGCAGGUACCACCGUCGCCCUUAUUAUUCUUGCUUUGGGAUUUCUGCUAUCAGCCCAGGUUUCCCCACUCAUCACUUUUAAGCCAGUAGCUCCUUCAGGUCAGAACACUUCUUGUACAAGAUACAGUUACUGUAAUGAAUGUAUGUUGGAUCCUAACUGUGGUUUCUGCUACAAGAUGAACAAAUCAACUGUUAUCGACUCCUCUUGUGUUCCGGUUAAUAAAGCAUCGACAAAUGAGGCAGCAUGGGGAAGGUGUGGAAAUGAAACCAAAUUCAAAACGGAAGAAGUCUUUUGGGCUUACAAUUUCUGCCCUACUCCAUACUCGUGGACUGCACUUCUAGGCCUUAUCUUGUAUCUUGUUUUCUUUGCACCUGGAAUGGGGCCAAUGCCUUGGACUGUGAAUUCUGAAAUAUAUCCUCUGUGGGCGAGAAGUACAGGAAAUGCAUGCUCAUCUGGGAUAAACUGGAUUUUCAAUGUUCUGGUUUCCCUGACAUUUUUACACACAGCUGAGUAUCUUACAUACUAUGGAGCCUUCUUCCUAUAUGCCGGAUUUGCUGCUGUUGGACUACUUUUCAUCUAUGGCUGUCUUCCUGAGACCAAAGGGAAAAAAUUAGAAGAAAUUGAAUCCCUCUUUGACAACAGACUAUGUACGUGUGGCACCUCAGAUUCUGAUGAAGGGAGAUAUAUUGAAUAUAUUCGGGUAAAAGGAAGUAACUAUCAUCUUUCUGACAAUGAUGCUUCUGAUGUGGAAUAACGUUCAGCUCCUGAUAUAUUUAGUAUUUAAACAAACUUGGGGGAGAAGUGCAGCAAUUGGUAACCUCACUGCCCUGCUUAUAAUCUGGCUCAUUCCACAGUGUAGUUUUGAAUGAUUCAUAUUCUAGAAUAUUUGAUUAGGCGGAGGAUACAAUCGUGAUAAAAUUUUUCCUACAAGCAGAUAUGUAAAAAAAUAUAUUUCUAGAGAUUUUAAUCUAAUAAUUCUUGAACCACUGUGUUCCUUCCUGAGAUAGUCUAAAAUCAAUAUUGUACUCAGUGACUUCAGUGGUAUCCUUUUUACCUAAGAUAAUAUUACAAUUAUUAGUGGCAACAGAGUCAGCACUAAACUAGAAGAAUUCUUUUAAGUGUGACAUACUGAUAACGAAGUAUUCUUGGAUAUGGUGCAAAAUAUAUAGCCUGUGGUUCCUUAUCUAUGAACAGCUAUAGAAAGUAAAUCCAUUUAAGUUUUUGUCAUUAAAAAAUACCA